AUGGAGUACGCUGAUCUGGCAAAACUUAGUCAGAAAUUUGAGGAGAAUGUUUUGGAUGCUACAAAGAAAUUUGAAAAAUUAAUAGCUGACAAGAGAGAGAUUGAAGGACUGCCAGCUCUUGGAUUAGCUGCACAAAUCGUUGUGUUUAGGGUGUUGCAUUGGAUGCUAAUUCCGAAAUUGUUUGAAUGGGGUUUGAUUAUGUUCAAUUUGAAUUUUGUUUAUCCAAAUCUAUUAUGA
This is a messenger RNA of Ilex paraguariensis (yerba mate), 237 nucleotides long. The record is from the annotation of a GenBank genome assembly. Lineage: Eukaryota; Viridiplantae; Streptophyta; Magnoliopsida; Aquifoliales; Aquifoliaceae.